Magallana angulata is the source of this 2455-nucleotide messenger RNA. RefSeq lists its product as uncharacterized. Lineage: Eukaryota; Metazoa; Mollusca; Bivalvia; Ostreida; Ostreidae. The transcript is spliced from 6 exons. The coding region runs from base 141 to 2261 and encodes 706 amino acids. The record is from RefSeq and is a predicted model, not a curated record.
UUUCCUUGUGUAUUUACCGAAGGAAAAUAUCAAGGCCGGGUAAAAUACUAGUAUCUGUGUGAUAUGGUGAGACGUUUAUCAGUUUUCUUUGACCGUCAGUUGUCAAAUGACCAAAUUCUGCAAUCAGUCAUGAGCCGUAGAUGAGAAUGGGGACGAAAGGCAAGACGGCGUGGUCUUUGGAGACAUACACCAUUCGCGAUGUGGUGUAUAAGAUGGGUCUCCCCCGGACAGUGAGAGUCACUGAAGGCGUGUACAGCCAAAACGAACAGGAGAGCCUGUCCACGGGCGACGUCAUUCGACUAGAGGAGGUCAGCGAACUACGGCGGGUGAUGACGCGUGCCACACUGAUGGACGGUGACGUCACUGAUCUACAGAUCCCCCUCAAUCACAACGCUCCCGUCUAUGUUUACACCGGCUCGGAGACCGUGUAUAAAUCGGUGCAAGAACUCAUCCACCUCUUCCCCGGACACGUGCACGUGGAUUCUCCCAUCAAGGUUGUGACAUUGGACCAGGGGGGUGGGGAAGGGGAGGAAAUUGACCUCUCUUGGGGCGCAUGCCUGAAACUGGACAAGGUGGCGAGUGGACAGGGGCUGCACUGUACUUGUGGUAACAAACGGGUUUGCCUGCGUCCUUUUCAAAGGGGAAAAUUUUCCCGGAUUCCCAAGAACGAUAUCAUGUGUUUCAAGGACGUGAUCAGAAAUUUCUCGUUACCCAUUAAAGUGAGAUUCAUGGAGAAACCGCCGGAGCUAAGCUCAGUUUUGGACAUCAGUCAAGUGAAUUACUUCUCCUUGGAGCGAGUGGAGUCCGAGGUGGCAAUAGUUGGGCACGAACUUAAACCGGACGGGUCCCGGGUGUCGGACAAUCAGCUGACUGUGGCGAUGACCCAGGCAAACGACGUGGAGGUACAGAUCUGUCUGAAGAACGAGACCCCACCCGCCGUGUCCCAAAGCAGUCCCAGGGUGACCACCCGCGCGGAGAAGAAACGCCCCCCGCCCGUACCCCAGAGAUCCAGCAGUAUCCCUAGUUCCUUUGGGAAGAGUGUUCCCCUAAUAAAGACCCGUUUAAUGAACCAACAGGUGCCCGUGGAUCACUCUAACGUUGCCUCAGUGAAUCCUCAGCCAGCCAGUGUUGGCAAUAGGACUGGACUAUUGAGUUCUUUUGGUGCCAAAUUACCCGUUCUUCCUCCGCGAAAAAUGUCCAAUCCAGAGACCAUGAAGGAAAUCCACCGCGGGGGCAUAGGUUUGUUGUCCCAGGAGAACAAGCUCUGCGCUGUCCCUCCCCUCCCGGCCCGAAGCAGAUCCCCAAGUGAGGAAGCCACCGAUAUAACAUUACACACUACACUGGGGAGAAACACACCAGAAAUCGUAAAGAAACUAGAGACCGGUCUAACGUUAAAUAAACUACCACCUGAGUUGGGACGGCAGCUCUUCAACAACAACAGCAAUAGUAGUGGCGGCGGCAGUAAUAGGAAUUCCAAAUCGAACACUCCUACUAAACCAUUGUCCAAUCGUAGUUCUGUCGAUGACUACCAGUCGUUAGAAGAUUCGGAUAGUUCUGAAAAUGCCGACGAAGCUGAAUACAUUUCAAUGGCAAGCACGAGUAAACUGUUGAAAAGGAAACCCCCAACUCCAAUUAGAGGCACGCAGCAGACGACACAGCCCACUCCUAGCACAGCGCCGGAUGUUCCAUUAAGAAACCGUAGCAACAGCUCUUCACAGAACCAUGCUGGAUUAAUUGCUGGUCUAGCACAGAAUGUUGUCAGUAGAAGAGUCUCGCCUCUUCAGGAGCAGCAGCAGGCCCCGGUUCCAGCGAUUACGAUAGAAACUGCCUCGGUACAGGGCGUUCCCAUGAACGAAGGUGUGGUGAGCGUAAUGCAGGUACCAAUUUCAUCCCAAAACCUUGACCAGUAUUACACAAGCAUACCUAAGAAAUUUCGACAGAGCCUGGUCUUGGUUCACAAGGAAUUUUUCAAUCGUUACGGAGAUAGUAAACCUACCGGCGCAGUGUGCCCUAUCUCCCGCCUCCCGCCCCCCGCGGAAACCUCCACCUUCGCCGCCCUGUCUGUAGCUGACACAGUUCGCUGCUUCCGGGAGUGUCGGCUCACUGAGUUGGCCGACCUUUGCGAAAAGGAGGGUCUGGACGGCUGCUUCAUUGACAAACUGACCCCUGACGACCUCAGCAAAGACCCUUUCAACCUCACCGUCCUGCACCGAAUGAAAGUCGAGCAAAUCAAGCACGGAUGGCGGCCUUGUUAUGAAUGACAGUGGGCGGUGACGAUUUAGUGACAAAUCCGCUAGUUCGGACAUACCGGUAUGAGCAGAAAAACAGUUUUAAUUUAAGUGAAGUUGUUGAUUUGUUACAAGAAUAUCUCGGAUCUAAAGGUUGAUGUAAUGUGUGACUGAUCGUGACUUCGUGUAUUAUUUAUAAAUGUGUUCAUAAAUUAUGUGUAACUGUG